Messenger RNA from Alternaria arbusti, 738 nucleotides. RefSeq lists its product as uncharacterized. Gene Ontology annotation, biological process: pectin catabolic process. Gene Ontology annotation, cellular component: extracellular region. NCBI's taxonomy places the organism in Eukaryota, Fungi, Ascomycota, Dothideomycetes, Pleosporales, Pleosporaceae. The record is from RefSeq and is a predicted model, not a curated record. The transcript is spliced from 3 exons. Gene Ontology annotation, molecular function: pectate lyase activity. The coding region runs from base 1 to 738 and encodes 245 amino acids.
AUGUUGUCCCAAGUCGCACUCCUCUCCCUCGUCGCCAGCAUGGCAGCUGCGCAGACCCUUAACAUCCCCACUCGCUCCGGCAGCAUCGUCUCACUCCCCCAGCCCAGCACCAUCACCGGCAGCGUCAACUUCGGUAACAAGGAGUUCGACCGCGGUCGGCCUUGCAACUCAGAUGAGGACACUGGCAGCGACAGCGCUGUCUUCAUCCUCCAGAACGGCGCGUCCAUCUCCAACGUCAUCAUUGGUGCGAAUGCGCUCGAGGGCGUGCACUGCUUGGGCUCCUGCACCCUAACAAACGUCUGGUUCCGCGACGUCUGCGAAGACGCCAUCUCCAUUCUUGGUAGCGGAAAUGCCCUCAUCCAAGGCGGAGGCGCCGCUCAAGCCAGCGACAAAGUUAUUCAGCACAAUGGCGCCGGCACGGUAACCAUCAAAAACUACACCAUCGUCAACGCAGGAAAGCUCUACCGCUCCUGCGGCGACUGCACCGACAACAGCAAAAAGUCGCCCCGUAAAGUCAUCGUCGAGAACGUUCGCGCCUUUGGGCUUACCUCCGAUCUCAUCGGCAUCAACUCCAACUUCGGUGACACAGCCUCCAUCAGUGGAUCGUGCGGAACGACGAAGAAGGUGUGCCAGGAGUACAAGGGUGUUAACAAGGGGAAUGGGAGUAGCAGCAAGGUCAGCUCGACGAGUGCUUGCACGGGUGCGCAGGGGAAGUUGGAGAAGCUGCCGAGCUGUUAG